Messenger RNA from Haliotis rubra (blacklip abalone), 2038 nucleotides. Its product is annotated as adhesion G-protein coupled receptor D1-like. The record is from RefSeq and is a predicted model, not a curated record. Gene Ontology annotation, cellular component: membrane. Gene Ontology annotation, biological process: cell surface receptor signaling pathway; adenylate cyclase-activating G protein-coupled receptor signaling pathway. Lineage: Eukaryota; Metazoa; Mollusca; Gastropoda; Lepetellida; Haliotidae. Gene Ontology annotation, molecular function: G protein-coupled receptor activity. Bases 5 to 1858 code for a protein of 617 amino acids. The transcript has 18 exons.
GGGCAUGCCCCCCUCGGAUCGUAAUGGCGUCGUAAACAAGCCUUGCAAUUGUUGCAAGGGGCAGGAAGACUUACGAAGUUGCAGUAGACAGAGGAAGAGGUAUUCGGGUCCAGAGAAGAAAAACAUAGAAAAAGACGGAGAGAAUAUGAAAAAGAGAAAACACCCGUACACGGCGUCAGGUGCUAUGGCAGACGUCAACGCCUUUCUACGCCAGAGGACGCCUCAUCGGAAGGGCAAGAAAAAUGAAGAUGAUUCCGGCCUUGACCUUGAAGCGGCGGAAGCAUUGCUGUUGACCGUCCUUGAAACAGAGGUCAACGUCACAGAUCUGGACGGGGACGUCUAUGCAGGAAAUCUCACAAUGGACGUUCUGGAGGCGGUGUCGAGGAUAAUGUCGCUACACACAGGUCGGCAUCACAGAAUGAUUCUCGGGGCUGACAAAUUCCUCCGUAAGCUGGAGAAGGAACUGCUUCGAGACAAGACGGAACUUACCUUCAAGGACAAUAACUGCAAGUUUCAUGCUGAGAAAUUUGACGGGAAGAGGUCGGCUAGGUUUCAGUUUGAUAAAGUCUCCGUUAUAGUUCCUCCGCUUGAAUCUAACGCAACAGGUGACUCAAAGUACGGCCAAGUGAUGGUCGCCAUCUUGGAUUCUGAACUGGGUGCUGUCAACGAGUCGUCACGAAUCACACCCAUUGUGUCAGUGAACAUCGGCGCACAUGAUUCGAUGACGUCAACACUCGAUCUACAGUUCACGCAUGUGCCUUUGGAUCGCAACAGACUGAGUCCAUUGUGUGUGUUCAUGAAGGAAGAUCUACACAGUUCAGAGUGGUCCCCUUCCGGUAUAGAAACUACCCGGAUGACGGACAGUAGUACCGUGUGCAAAUCCAGUCACCUGACCAACUUCGCCAUCAUAAUGCAGCCAGUGAAACUGACGGUGCCCCUGUCGGAUGUUGCCGGUCUGGAAGUAACGUCACUGAUCGGAUGUGUCGUCUCAAUCACGGCACUGUCCAUCACUUUCAUCAUGCUGAUAGGAGUCAGACGGGCGUCCAAGAGGCUGUACAUACUGAAGAACCUGGUGUUCAUGCUGCUCCUGUCCCAGACGGUGUUCCUGCUGGGCAUCGAUAAGACCAACAAUGAGAUGGUGUGCAAGUCAGUAGCGAUCCUGCUACACUACCUGUUCCUGGCCUGCCUCACUUGGAUGCUCACACAGGGGAUGGAGCUCUACUUCAAGGUGUCAGAUGUCUUCAACCAGAAGAACCACUCUGUGGCAUACACGGUCGCCGCCUACCUAACACCCCUUGUCAUAGUGGGAGUGUCCCUGUUUACGUCCUACCAUUUGUACGGAAAUGAAGCAUACUGCUGGCUGUCGCCGGAUCAAGGUCUUGUGUUUGCAUUUAUUGCCCCAGCAGUGUCCGUGUUUACGGUCAACGUCCUUGUCCUUGUGCUCGUGAUGUUUAAGUUCAACAAGGUCAAGGCCAACGAAAAGAAGACAGACAAUCAAAAGAUAAAGUGCAACAUCCGGGCCUGCGUGAUCCUCCUCCCAGUGUUGGGGCCGACAUGGAUUGUGGGAGUGUUUGCCGUGAACAGCUCCACUGUCCUGUUCCAGUACAUCUUCUCCCUGCUGAACGGACUGCAGGGGAUGCUGGUUCUCAUCUUCCACUGCUUACUCAAUGAAGACGUGAUGACAUCGUGGAAGAAGAAAAUUGGUCUCCGCCAAAGUAAAGUCCACACAUCGGAAGUGAAGGUCACUACACCGACACAAGAUGCAUGGACGGGGCAGUUCCUAAAGCCAAAACGAGGUCUUCGGAGUGUUCAGGACAUUUUCACUGUAACAACAUCCAAACUGAAGCAAAUUUCCUAAGAGACCCGUGUCCCUGCCGUUUGUUGAGGAAGACACUGUUUGAACAGGCCAAACUUGCCCAAAGCGAAGUAUGACGAGAAUCAUGGCAUCGCCUGUUUCAAAUGUCUUUGGCGAUAAACAUAUAUAGUUAAUUGCUAAAGUUUUAAGAAAUAAAAUAUCAUGAAGUAUUUGAGGACAGUU